UUUUGGUCGCCUUGUGUACGCGUUUGUGUGUGCGCGGGUGAAAAACAAAUAAUACGGAAUUAAAAGCGGCGUAAUAUCGCAACAGCAGCGGAAACUAUAAUACACAAGUGUACGUGUGAAAUUGCGUAAAAAUUUAUACGUCGUUGGACGAACAAUCGCGACAUCAUAAACUUUCACAAUGAAGCUGUACGCAGCAGCAACAGUUGCGCUUUUGUUGGUCGCCACAAUACAAACGACGCCAGCAGCUGCUGAAGAAGAGCUGGAGGAGACCACAAUAGCUGUGAGCACAGAUGAGGUGAUCACCGAAGAACCGAUUAAAUUGGUCCAUGUGCUAAAUCCCGGCGAACGAGAAUAUCUAUCGCCCAAUUUGAUUGGCGUGCAGAAUAUAGCGAUGACAUUUUUGCCGUUAUCGAUGAACUUUGUCAAUAUCAUCGAUGCCUUUCGUGAAAUUGUGAAUGGCGUGCGAUAUGAGAUACUGUUGAAUGCCAUCGAUACAAAGGCCAAGGAUGCCGAUACCAUUUGCCGCCUGGUUGUGCUGGAGAAACCCUGGCUGACCACACAGUGGGGUGACAAACAUCGCGAACUGGUCAAUUCUAAUUGCAGCGAUGUCGCUGAUAACGCAUUGUCUCCCGCAACCGAUUCCGAAGAACGCGAGGGCAAAUAUUUGUCACGCAGCGAACGCAGCAUCGACAACGAUAUCCCGAUUCUUCCUGGUGGCAAGAAACCUUUCGACGAGAAGCAGGCGGAGAAGCAAUUGCAGAAUACGUUGGACAAGCUGACCGCUGGUGAGGGACCCCACUACAGAAUUGUGAAAGUCUACUCUGCAUCGCGACAAGUUGUGUCGGGAACGUUGACGCGUAUCGAUGCAGAUCUGAUUGAUGGCAGUGAGGAGCAGCAUCGUUGCAUUGUCGAGAUCUGGGCGCAGCCAUGGCUGGCGAAGGGUCACGACAUUUCGUUCAAGUGCCGCAACCAGCCGACGGUCCACGCUCGUCACAGUCGUUCCGUGGAGUGGGCCGAGAAGAAGACGCACAAGAAGCACAAUCAUCGCACACUCAACAAGGUCGAGCAUUUGUUCCACAAAUUCCAGAUCAAAUACAAGCGUCGCUAUGCCAACAGCGUGGAGCACCAAAUGCGCUUGCGCAUCUUCCGUCAGAAUCUGCGUACCAUCGAGGAGCUGAACAGCAACGAGCGCGGCAGCGCCAAGUAUGGCAUCACUGACUUCGCUGACAUGACCAGCACGGAGUAUAAGCAGCGUGCCAGUCUCUGGCAGCGCAGCGAGAACAAGCCUACGGGUGGCGCAGCUGCUGUGGUGCCCGCCUAUGCUGGCGAUUUGCCCAAGGAAUUCGACUGGCGUCAGAAGAAUGCAGUCACAAAUGUGAAGAAUCAAGGCAGCUGCGGCUCCUGCUGGGCCUUCAGUGUGACGGGCAACAUUGAGGGAUUGUAUGCUGUUAAAACUGGCGAUCUGCAGGAGUUCUCUGAGCAGGAGCUGCUCGACUGUGACUCCAAAGACAGUGCCUGCAAUGGUGGACUUAUGGACAAUGCUUACCAAGCCAUCAAGGACAUUGGUGGUCUGGAAUACGAGUCAGAGUAUCCAUAUGAGGCCAAGAAGAAAUCGUGUCAUUUCAACAGAACAUUGUCUCACGUUCAGGUCGCUGGCUUCGUCGAUCUGCCCAAGGGCAAUGAGACUGCCAUGCAGGAAUGGUUGGUCAGCAAUGGACCUAUCUCUAUCGGCAUCAAUGCCAAUGCGAUGCAAUUCUACCGUGGCGGUGUUUCGCAUCCCUGGUCACCACUGUGCUCCAAGAAGAAUCUCGAUCAUGGCGUCCUGAUUGUUGGCUACGGCGUUUCCGACUAUCCCAAUUUCCACAAGACGCUGCCCUAUUGGAUUGUGAAGAACUCGUGGGGUCCACGCUGGGGCGAGCAGGGUUAUUACCGUGUCUAUCGUGGUGACAAUACGUGUGGCGUUAGUGAGAUGGCCACCUCCGCUGUGCUAGCUUAAUUGCUGGCGCCAACGCCUCUAAUCAACCAACCAAUCGAUAUAUAUAUAUAAAUAUAAAUAUUAUUGUAUCUAUAUUAAUGUUUAAAAGCACAAAACUCUUCUGGCUUGCAAUUUGUGUGUGUGUGUGUGAUGUGGGUGAGUGUGUAUUUUUUUAAGUUCUGACGACGCGACGAUAACGCUAAGUUAAGGAAUUAUUGUUCCGUGACCCGGGGCUCCACAGCAUACCAACACAAAUGUAAUCAUCUCAUGUACACUCUGUAGUCCAUUGGCAGCAACAUACACAACAUCGUAUACAAAACAACGCAGCAUACAUAUAUUGAAAUUAUAAAAUAAAUUGUAAAGAAACAACAUUCUACUAUCAAACUGAAA
Messenger RNA from Drosophila nasuta, 2365 nucleotides. RefSeq names its product Cathepsin F (gene CtsF). The record is from RefSeq and is a predicted model, not a curated record. Gene Ontology annotation, biological process: proteolysis. Gene Ontology annotation, molecular function: cysteine-type peptidase activity; cysteine-type endopeptidase inhibitor activity. The transcript is spliced from 6 exons. NCBI's taxonomy places the organism in Eukaryota, Metazoa, Arthropoda, Insecta, Diptera, Drosophilidae. Bases 179 to 1996 code for a protein of 605 amino acids.